Carassius auratus (goldfish) is the source of this 1290-nucleotide messenger RNA. Its product is annotated as protein shisa-like-1a. The transcript is spliced from 4 exons. The record is from RefSeq and is a predicted model, not a curated record. Bases 73 to 684 code for a protein of 203 amino acids. NCBI's taxonomy places the organism in Eukaryota, Metazoa, Chordata, Actinopteri, Cypriniformes, Cyprinidae.
AAGAUGACAUCUGGAAGCAGCUGAAGCUGUCCGGCUUCAUGUCUCCAUCCUCCCCUGAGGGAGGACAAGAAGAUGAGUGUCACCAAUCAUCCCUCCAUCAACAUCCUGACCAUCAUCUUCCUGGUUCUGUCUACUACAGCUCUCUCUGCUCACUUUCGGGUGUGUGAGCCUUACACCGAUCACAAGGGGCGCUACCACUUUGGAUUUCACUGUCCUCGUCUCUCGGACAACAAGACGUACAUGUUCUGUUGCCACCAUAACAACACGGCCUUCAAGUACUGCUGCAACGAGACCGAGUUUCAAACAGUCAUGCAGGUCAACCUGACCACGUCUCCAGACGGCUACGCUCACAACAAUUACUCUGCAUUAAUCGGCGUGUGGAUCUACGGAUUCUUCGUCAUGGUGCUGCUAGCGCUUGAUUUUCUGUAUUACUCAGCCAUGAACUACGAGGUGUGCCGGGUUUAUCUGGAGAAGUGUGGGUUGGGUGGCCGUUGGCUGAAACAGGCCCGUGGUCAGUGGCACGGCGACGGGCAGGAGGAGAGGGACGGACGGCCAGCUCAACCCGCAGCUCCGUCAGAACCUCAAGAGCAACAUCAUGAACACAGCUGCGGUCAGAUCAGACACAGCCUGAUGGGAGACACACAGAGCCCAGCACAGACCGCGCACAACACCACAACAGCCUGAGACUGACCAAAUGCAAGGAACAACUGUUGGAGUCCCCUGGUGAGGAAGUGCAUUGUGGGAAGUUUAGUACAUGCCCCUGCCACAUGGACCUACAUGUCACAGGGGCCCAUUGGCCCCAAGCCUCUCGAUGUGGCCCAAAUCUCACAGAGCACAACCUCCAACAACCCCUCGACAAACCCAGAACCUCAACUCAGAGCCAACUGGAAAUGGUCCAGUGGUGGAACAAGACAUUCUGAAGAGCAGCUGUAGCGAGAUUUGUGCAACUCCAGAACCAGACUUCAGACCAAACUGGACUUCGAUAGACACAGAACUCACCCAAGACUUCUUUGGAGGACCUAUGUAGCCGUUUCUGCACCAUUUUGUGAGCUGUUCUGGAUUAAACUCUCUGUAACUGUGCAGUGUCGGUUUAUUUAUUCGUAGUCAGGGAAAACGUUGAGUGAUGAAUGAAGACGUCAAACAUCAUUUAAAAGAUCCAAGCACUCUCAUAACUCAAUACUAGAAGUUUAAUGACCUUUUUGCAUAAAUAUAAAAACUCACAUGUCGUGGGUGGUUUUGCAGUGAAGAUGUGAAAUGAAAUAGUAUGGUGAAUGUCUGUUUUUGACUACU